GAACUCCAUUCGCUGCAGAAGAAGAAACGUGAAAGAUGCCCAUGCUGGCUUUCUUCAUUAAGCUGCUGCUGGUGCAUUACACAACCCAGAGUACGGCAGGAAUUCAAGCCGUCUGCGGUGGAGACGUUUCCCUCCCGUGUCUCUAUGAAGACAUUGAAAGCAUGGACUUCAUCUCUUUGGCAUGGUACAAGGUCAGUCGCCCAUUGCAGCUCAACAACCAGAGCAGAAAUGGCAUCAUCAGGUGGAAAACGAGGGGAAAUGUAACAUCGGCCUACAGCUUGGCCCGUGCGGCAGACUUCGGGGACAAAUACAGUUUGAUGCUUCGCAACGUGACGCCCGAAGACUCAGGCAACUACGACUGUUACAUCAGUGCAAAUAUAGGGGGGACAAACCGGAAUUCUUAUGUCUACCUAACGGUUCAAGAUUGUGUGACUCCUACGACUUCGUCCCCUCCCCCCAAUGCACAGGUAAAGGAGCUGUCGGUCCUGUGGAGCAUUCUGGGAUUUGUGGCAGUGGGUCUUAUCAAAGUCAUUUUAUCCAUAAUCAGCAUUUGGGUGAUUGGUGUCAUCGCUUCAAGACAAUCGAAACGAAGGUAAAGAAGCGGUUUCCUCUGAUUGGACACUUCCAGAGAUUGUAUAAAUACACCCAAAAAGUUAUUUCAAUUUCAAUUUCAAUUUAACUAAACAAAUGUUGUUUUCAAACUCUAAGAAAGUACCUCAAACUGUCCCCACAGUGUCCACUCUUGAGGGAAAUGUCAUAGAGGUGGUUCAUAUCUAUAAAUAUCUUGGUGUCUUGAUUGAUGAUUCCCUUUCCUUCAAACCCCACAUUGACAAUCUUGUGAAGAAACUGAAACUUAAAUUGGGCUUCUUCUUCAGGCACAAAUUUUGUUUCUCUUUUGAGGUGAAAAAGCGGCUUGUCACUGCAACGUUUUUAUCCAGUUUAGAUUAUGGAGAUUUGAUUUAUAUGAAUGCAUCAGCUAAAUGUCUAUGUAAGAUUGAUGCUGUUUACCAUGCUUCUCUGAGGUUUAUCACUAACUGUAGAGCCCUGACCCAUCACUGUGAAUUGUAUUCUCGAGUGGGUUGGCCCUCUUUGUCCACCAGGAGGCUGGGACAUUGGUGCACUUUUAUUUAUAAGGCCAUGCUUGGGCUACUGCCAUCAUAUAUUUGUAAUUUAAUCACAGAGAAAAGUGUUGCUUCUUACAGUCUGCGCUCAAACAAUCAGAUGCUUUUGUUAGUUCCAUUGGCCCGCACUGAAUCAGGAAAAAGGGCAUUUGUCCACUCUGCUCCCACCACAUGGAACUGGCUGCAAAAAGAUUUUAAAUUAACCGAAAUGAUUUCUUUGAACGCUUUUAAAUCUACGAUGAGAGCAUUUCAGACCACUUCUUCUACUUGUAGAUGUUUUUUAUGAAUUUUAAUUUACUUGUAAUUGUUUUUAUAUCAUUUUUAAUUUCUGUUUAUAUGUUGUGAGUGUAAAUUUGUGAGUGUACAUAUGUUAUUUGUUGCUGCCCCUUGGCCAGGACUCCCUCGAAAAAGAGGUUUUUAAUCUCAAUGGGACUUUCCUGGUUAAAUAAAGGUCAAAUAAAA
Molecule: messenger RNA, 1583 nt
Organism: Platichthys flesus (European flounder)
Lineage: Eukaryota; Metazoa; Chordata; Actinopteri; Pleuronectiformes; Pleuronectidae
Exons: 5
Coding region: 36-596 (186 amino acids)
Source: RefSeq, a predicted model, not a curated record